Messenger RNA from Saccoglossus kowalevskii, 1624 nucleotides. RefSeq lists its product as uncharacterized. NCBI's taxonomy places the organism in Eukaryota, Metazoa, Hemichordata, Enteropneusta, Harrimaniidae. Gene Ontology annotation, molecular function: peptide-O-fucosyltransferase activity. Gene Ontology annotation, biological process: protein O-linked glycosylation via fucose. The record is from RefSeq and is a predicted model, not a curated record.
AUGGAAUCAGAGUCUGGUCGUAUUGACUAUUUAUUUUCAGGAAAUAGGAAAUCUACUAACAUCACCAAAUUUUCUGGAAAGAGGUUUAGCUUGGUAUACAUAUACAUAUUAAAUUAAGUAGGUUAUAUCACAUGCAAGGUGGAAUUUGAGUAUUUUAAAGAUAUAUCGCCUGGUGAUGCCAACCUUGUAGAAACUGUACCCUGAACAAGAACCGAAGAACACAAGACUGGUGUUCGCGAUGCAUGAGUAUUUCAGGUGGUUGCAAGCGAGGCGAACAAGAACAUUCCGGUUUUUUUCUGUUAUUCUGAGUUUAUGGGCUGUAUAUUAUCUCUCGUUUAGCUGGAUGCCAGCUAACACCUUUGCCGAAACUGAGAUUCUGGGAAAUGAGGAAUUAGAACUGGAAAGCAAUGAGGCUUUGCUAAGACAGAACUACCUGAGGUCUGAUAUUGAAAACAACACGACAAUAGAGAAAACCACUGUUUCAGCAUUACUCCUUGGGAAAAGAAAUAACACGCCAAUUUUCAUGCGCCAGUACGUUCUACCAUUAAUAGCGUUUCAAUCGGGACCUAAUGGGAUAUACAAUGCAUUUCGUAGAUCUAUGGUAUUUGCUAGUAUUUAUGAAAGGUCUCUUGUAAUACCCCCAUUCCGCCAACACAAACUACAGGAUGGUGUAAAAACCGAAAGGAGUUUCAAUGAAACAUUUGACAAUCAGAAAAUAUUAAGAGUAGUAGAUUUAUGUGAUUUAAACGAAUUCAAAAUACAAUGCGGCACAACUAUUCCUCUAGAUUGGAUUAUAUUCCCUCCUACUAAACAUACACCUUCCUUCCCUGACAACUACAAUAAUGAAGUACAAAAACAUUACAGGAAGCAAUCCAUUUUCCUAGGUGACCGAUUUGUCACUGAAUUUUAUAAUAACACCGGAAUUUCACUACCGCAACCAAACAUCACACUAUCCCAAACACAAAAUACACGUGAAAAAAUACUUAAUGAAUUCGAGAAGAAAAGAUGUGUUGCAUAUUUUCCGGCUGUGAAAUCAACAAUUGCUACAUCAGCUCAGCAAUCCUAUGUGGAGAAACAUUUACUAAGAGCUCCGUAUAUACGUAGAAUAGCAGCACAAAUAAUGACUGGCUUAUUGGCAGAGCAAUAUGCUGUAUUACAUUGGAGGAAUAAAACAGGAGAAAAGUGUAAUUCAGCAAAUGGUAGUCAUUGCUCAAUACGAAGUGCACGAAAUCUAAAGUUUUUGAAGAAAGACUCUGAUUCGAUUGCAUCAAGUCUGCACGCAUACCUUGAAAAAGCGGGAUUGAAAUAUCUCUAUGUGGCGGCUCUUCCCUACGAACAGUUCAUUGUGAAGUCACUUCGAGAAUCAUUAUUGUUUACAUACACUGUAGAAGAUGCGUAUAAUGUGUCCCCUCUGUUGGAUCACUACAGAGGGGAUACGUACGUCCUAUCAUUAGUAGAACAAGAGAUCGCUGAGCAAGCAACAAUGUUUAUUGGAACGACGUCAUCAAGUUGGUCAUUCUUCGUGGAAAGUAGCAGAAAUCUCGAAGGAAAGAAAACAGUUUACAUUCAGAAACUUCCCGGAAUGCCAAACAAGUACAAAAGCAGUGCGCGGCAUAUCAUUUAG